ACUAUCAGAUAUCACCACAGCUUGACCAACAUGACUCAAGAUCAGCCAGUUAAAGAGACCAAACCCCCUUUAGACUCAAGAAUAGGAAAGGAUGAUCCGUUCGUUUUUGGCCAAAGAUAUCUUACCAAUGAAGAAGACGUUUUCAACCAAAAUGCUUGGGAUCAUGUUGAAUGGGGAGAAGAACAAAUUAAACAAGCUCAAGAAUUGAUCUCAAAACAAUAUGAACACCCAGUAAAAGACUUUGAUAAAAAGAUGUUUAAUGCUAACCCAGCCAAGUUCUGGGACAUCUUCUAUAAAAACAACCGAGAAAACUUCUUCAAGGAUAGAAAAUGGUUACAAAUUGAAUUCCCUUCUUUGUAUAAAGUCACUAAUGAAGAUUAUCAGGAACCAACCACCAUUUUGGAAAUUGGAUGUGGUGCUGGAAACACAUUCUUUCCAAUUUUGAACCAGAACAAGAAUGAAAAUUUGAAAAUCGUAGGUUGUGACUAUUCAAAAGUCGCUGUUGACUUGGUCAAGUCUAAUGAAAAUUUCAGUCCUAAUCACGAAAGGGGUAUUGCCUUUAGUUCCGUUUGGGAUCUAGCUAACCCAGAAGGAAAACUCCCAGAGGACGUUGAACCAAACUCGGUAGAUAUUGUCAUUAUGGUAUUUGUGUUCCUGGCCUUGCAUCCAGAACAAUGGGUUCAAGCUGUAAACAACUUGUCCAAGGUAUUAAAACCAGGUGGUGAAAUUUUGUUCCGAGAUUACGGCAGAUAUGAUUUGGCACAAGUUAGAUUCAAAAAGGGAAGAUUGUUGGAUGACAACUUCUAUAUUAGAGGUGAUGGUACCAGAGUGUAUUUCUUUACCGAAGAAGAAUUAAGACAAAUUUUCUGUGUGGAUGGACCAUUUAAGGAAGACAAGAUUGGUACUGACAGAAGAUUGUUGGUGAACAGGAAAAAGGAAUUGAAAAUGUAUAGAAACUGGUUACAGGCUGUCUUCAAGGCGUAAGUAUUUACGACAUAGCAAUAAUUAUAAUAUAGAGAAAAUUAUCUAGAUGUCUAAAGAUAGUCCAAAUGUCGUGCAAUGGCAUAUCCAUGAUUGAACUGAUAUCAAUGCCAUGUAUGUAUGUACGGGCUAGUUUUACAUCAUUUGUAAAUAGAUUAGGUAAUUCUCGUUGUAGAACUCGACUUAGGGUAACGGGUUUGUCAUCUUCAUAUGCAUGUAUAGGUGCUUGAAUUACCGUGGUAGAUCCAGGGAUGUAAAUCUUUACGGGAAUUCUUUGAAACUGUUUGGGGAUAAUUUUCUUAUUCAAGCUAGUGAAUUGGCCAAGAUUUCUGGUGACAAUCGAAUUCCAAAGCAAUUUAGAGUUUGAUUCGCUUAGAUUCAUGAUUGGCUUGGCGCUGCCGUUGAUCACAAAACAUGAUUGCUUAAGUUGGUUGACUAUGAUCUCAUUCAACGAUUGUUCGUAAUUGAUGGUAUUAUCCGGGUUUGUGUACACAAACGGUAUAAUGUACUCAGCCGGGUAUUUACCUCGUAAGUUCAACUGUAUAGUCCAGCAAUUCUGAUCUAAGCCACCACCUCCACGUUCUUGAAUCACACUUGGCAAAUACAAGUAAUCGUAUAGUACACCUACAGGUAAAUUCCAGGCUAUAGGUACACCUUCAUAUUCAAACCAAAGUGCUUGCUUAUAAAUCUCAUACGACACAUAAUUUUGGAAAUAUGAAAUUAAUUGCUGGAAGUGAAUUGGCAAAUAUGAAUUUCUAGGAAUAUUAAUUAAAUAUUCGAUAUCCUCACUAUCAUGUGGCAAUACCACCUUAAUGUUAAUACAUCCGUUCCAUAAUUUUCUUUUAAUUUCAGUUGUUGCCAGCAGAGAUGCUCCUGUGAAAUUCAUAUGCAAGUUUUCCAGAUAUGAUCCACACACAAACAAAGAAACGCCAAUUUAUUCAAUGUAUAGCAUUC
Molecule: messenger RNA, 1935 nt
Organism: Spathaspora passalidarum NRRL Y-27907
Lineage: Eukaryota; Fungi; Ascomycota; Pichiomycetes; Serinales; Debaryomycetaceae
Gene: ABP140
Product: Abp140p
Exons: 1
Coding region: 31-984 (317 amino acids)
Molecular function (GO): tRNA (cytidine-N3)-methyltransferase activity
Source: RefSeq, a predicted model, not a curated record